This is a messenger RNA of Pistacia vera, 357 nucleotides long. RefSeq lists its product as uncharacterized. Gene Ontology annotation, biological process: root development; shoot system development. The record is from RefSeq and is a predicted model, not a curated record. Lineage: Eukaryota; Viridiplantae; Streptophyta; Magnoliopsida; Sapindales; Anacardiaceae. The coding region runs from base 1 to 357 and encodes 118 amino acids. The transcript has a single exon.
AUGGCCCCAAAGUUAGUUCACUACUCGUUCAACAGUUUGCCCUCAAGAUCUCACCCUGUAACUUCAAAUGUAGAGGAGCAUUUGAACAGUUUAAAGGCUUCAGAAGCCACAUCAACAGUAUGCAACAAUCUGAAUGCUCUUGAAGAUUUGUACGAGCGUGUUGAUGAUAUGCUUCAGUUGCCGCCGUCCAACAGAUUCUAUCCAAUUAUCGCAGGACAAAUGCAUCGAGAAUGUGUUGGUAUCCCUCAGGGUGUUGGAUGUGUGUACUCAGCUAAAGACAUCUUGUCACAGCUGAAGGAAUCUGUUCAAAAUUUUGAAUCAUCCCUUCGAAGAAAAGAGAGAAGCCGGCCUUGCUAA